GUGUUUCCGUUGCUUGGAGUGGGCUGAGAGCAGUUGCCUGGAACCUACCGCGCUCGCAUCCCUGCCCUGCCCUGCGCGCCGCCGUCCCGCGCCCCCAGGCUGUCCCGGAGGUUUGCAUCACCUUUUCCUGACCUGAGCAGUCGCCAUGGCACAGGUUAAAGGCACUGUGACUGCCUUCCCUGGAUUUGAUGAGCGGGCUGAUGCAGAAACUCUUCGGAAAGCCAUGAAAGGCCUGGGCACUGAUGAGGAGAGCAUCUUGACUCUGUUGACAUCCCGAAGCAAUGCUCAGCGCCAGGAAAUUGCUGCAGCUUUUAAAACUCUGUUUGGCAGGGAUCUUCUGGAUGACCUGAAAUCAGAACUGACUGGAAAAUUUGAAAAAUUAAUUGUGGCUCUGAUGAAACCUUCUCGACUUUAUGAUGCCUACGAACUGAAGCAUGCUCUUAAGGGAGCUGGGACAAAUGAAAAAGUACUGACAGAAAUUAUUGCUUCAAGAACACCUGAAGAACUGAGAGCCAUAAAACAAGUCUAUGAAGAAGAAUAUGGCUCGAGCCUGGAAGAUGACGUGGUUGGGGAUACAUCAGGGUACUACCAGAGGAUGUUGGUGGUUCUCCUUCAGGCUAAUAGAGACCCUGAUGGUAGAAUUGAUGAAGCACAAGUUGAACAAGAUGCUCAGGCUUUGUUUCAAGCUGGAGAACUGAAAUGGGGGACAGAUGAAGAGAAGUUCAUCACCAUCUUUGGAACACGAAGUGUGUCUCAUUUGAGAAGGGUGUUUGAUAAAUACAUGACUAUAUCAGGAUUUCAAAUUGAGGAAACCAUUGACCGAGAGACUUCUGGUAAUUUGGAGCAAUUACUCCUUGCUGUUGUGAAAUCUAUUCGAAGCAUACCUGCCUAUCUUGCAGAAACCCUCUACUAUGCUAUGAAGGGAGCUGGGACAGAUGAUCAUACCCUCAUCAGAGUCAUGGUGUCCAGGAGCGAGAUUGAUUUGUUUAACAUUAGGAAGGAGUUCAGGAAGAAUUUUGCCACCUCUCUUUAUUCCAUGAUUAAGGGUGAUACGUCUGGGGACUAUAAGAAAGCCCUCUUGCUGUUGUGUGGAGGAGAAGAUGACUGAGGUACCAACUGGAGAGAGACCCCUGUGCCGUGCCUCCCACUGCCACCACGACCUUCCUUUACAUCUCGCUGCACUUUCUGUAUGCCAGUGCUUGACACAUUGCCUCAUUCAUACUAGCAUGCUAAUGACCAAAACAUACAUGUUGCAGAAGAAAAAUAGAGGUGCUUCUUUCUGAUAUUCAGUUAAGAUCUUUCUCUCUGUUUAUUGUAGUACUGUAAGGUACUUAUGUUACUAAAGUCUAAAGUCUGGAUCAUUUAUAUUUUCUUUUUAAGUAUGAGACUGCUUUUAGCCUUUUUUAAAAACUUCAUUUAUAUUAAAUUGAUAACUGUAUUUCCUUCAUUGGAACUUUAGCCUUGAAAUUAUGAACACCUGGAAACGUUAUUAAUCAAGUUUGCUACUAAAUUAAACCUGAAAAAUUAUGGUGGUUGCAUUCAAAAGAUUAAUGAAAAAUAAACAUUUCCUCCCUCCUGAA
Molecule: messenger RNA, 1580 nt
Organism: Hyaena hyaena (striped hyena)
Lineage: Eukaryota; Metazoa; Chordata; Mammalia; Carnivora; Hyaenidae
Gene: ANXA5
Product: annexin A5
Exons: 13
Coding region: 146-1108 (320 amino acids)
Biological process (GO): negative regulation of coagulation
Cellular component (GO): cytoplasm
Molecular function (GO): calcium-dependent phospholipid binding; calcium ion binding
Source: RefSeq, a predicted model, not a curated record